CUCAUCCUCCUCUUCCUCUUCCUCUUCCUCUUCCUGUUCCUGUUCCCCCACUUCUAAGGCCACCGCGUCUUGAUGACUCAGCUAUCCACUCCAACCUAAUCCCAAUUCGUCAACUUCCUUCAAAAACCCUAAUCCCCAUUUCAUUUAAUUUCAGGGAAGUUCACCUCUUCCCCUCGCAUGUGCAAGACAAAAAUGGCGACCAACGCCACGGAACCGACUCACCGGUCACCGCGAACUCGCCAGACUCAGACUCCUCGAACGCCAACGACGCGGUCGAGUCAGACCGUGUCCCCGCCCACUUCAACCGCCACAAGCUCCAUCCACACGAUGUCCUCCUCAACAAAUACCAAAGCUUCCUCCAGCACUUCAAUUUCCAGCGGAACCUCGCUCUCGAGCCUCCGCUUCUCCCUCUCUGAAAACCCUCACAUCUACGACAUCACCGAGAUACGCACCGCCACUAACAAUUUCCUCGCCAAGCAUUACUCCUCCUCCGCUUCCACCGCCUGCUGGCGCUGCAAUUUGCGCGGCAAAAACACUAUAGUCUUCCAGAGGAAAUUUCGCAGGAAAAUCGAAACCAACCAGCUCAGAGAAAGAUUAUCGGUGAUAUGCAGGAGUCACCACGGCAGCAUCAUUAGACUCCUCGGCGCUUCUCUAUCCGGCGAUCACAUUUACCUCGUCUACGAAUUCAUCGAAGGAGCCAAUCUCACCGAUUGCUUGAGAAAUUCGAGGAACCCGAAUUUCACCGUUCUUUCUACUUGGAUGUCUCGAAUGCAGAUCGCGACGGAUCUGGCUCACGGCCUGGAUUACAUCCAUAAUAAAACAGGACUGAAUAUAAGCAUAGUUCAUAAUCACAUCAAGAGCAGUAGCAUCAUAGUGACGGAACCUUCCUUCAUUGCGAAGAUUUGCCAUUUUGGCACCUCGCAGUUGUGCGGCGAAACCGACGAGAACGAAAUUGGGAAGGGCAAGAAGGCCGAAACCGGGGAGAUUGUCGAAGUUGACGAAAGAAGCGAAAAAUUGACGAGAUCGAAUAGCGGGAAUAUGCAAUUCGCAGGCGUGAGAGGCUACAUGUCGCCGGAAUUCCAAACCAGCGGCGUCGCGACGCAGAAAUCCGACGUGUACGCCUUCGGGGUUGUAAUCCUCGAGCUGUUAUCCGGCGAGGAGCCUUUCAAAUACCGGUUCGACAAGCGAAGCGGCGAAUUCAUCCGUACAUCGGUGAUAGACACUGCGAGAGCGGCGGUGGACUCCGGCGGGGAAGGACCGAUAAGGAAGUGGGUGGAUAGGAGGCUGAAGGACUCAUUCCCGGUGGAAGUGGCGGAGAAGGUAACACGGUUGGCGCUGGAUUGCGUACACGUGGAUCCAAAUGAGCGGCCAGAUAUGGGACGCGUGGCGGGUAAACUAUCUAAAUUGUAUUUACAAUCGAAUAAAUGGUCGGAAAGUAUGCGGAUCCCGACGGGCAUCUCUGUGUCGUUGGGGCCCCGAUGAGUUGGAUACAUGACUUGGCGGCUGAUUAUUUGGUAGGACAAUUUUUUUUAAAGCUAUCUCAAUUUUAUUGUUUAGUUAGGUAUAAUUGAUUGAGAGCCCGUAGCCCAUUGGUUUUAGGUGUAGCUGUAGCCGUAUAUCAAAAGAGAUUAGGUUACAAUUUUUCCCUCCCUUAAUUGUGUUUGUUUGAUUUUUUUUUUUCAAGUGUAAUUGAUUGAGACGCAACUAAAGAAACUGUAAAUUCUUUU
Rubroshorea leprosula is the source of this 1727-nucleotide messenger RNA. NCBI's taxonomy places the organism in Eukaryota, Viridiplantae, Streptophyta, Magnoliopsida, Malvales, Dipterocarpaceae. The record is from the annotation of a GenBank genome assembly.